AAUUUAGGGUUGUUAAAGGCCUUUAUACCAAUACACGUACAAUUUUCAAAAUUGAAAGUCAGUAAUAUGAAUAACAGUACAUCAUCGGAAAAUAGUGAGACGCCAAGCGUUGAAGAGCAACAAGCAAUUUUAGCCACAGCCAGACGAGCUUCAGCUUUAAGCAGAGCAAAAAGCAGCUGGAAACGCAUGAAGGAACUAGCAGCAGAGAAAGAAAAGGAAAAUGAGAGCAAACGUCCACCCUGGCGUGCUGUUAGUGUUUCGACUCUGCCCAAGCCAGACAAGAAUGCUUUGCUGCGUGCCAAACUUUUGGACGCAUCCAGACGCUUGAGAGCGGGGAAGAGUAAUGUAGCUAUUCAAACGGAUUUUGUGCCUACAAAAUUGAUGAAAGAGGCAAGCAUAGGUGCGCAAAUUGAUUUGAUUUUAUUUAAGGAUGUAGGCAUAUUAACGGAUGGACAAUACUCGAAGAGGAAAGAUGGUGUACAACAAUAUGUUUUGAAUUAUUCUGUAUCGCAAAUGACCGAUGUGGUUGACACAGCUCAUGCUUGCACUCAAACACUUUUACCUAAAGUCUACGCAGAUAAUCUCAUAAGAUCUUACCUAGCUAAUGACAAUGAUGCUAAAUACGAUAUGGAAUCUAAUGUGAGAGAUCAAGCCAAUAGGCUGCGUUUGCUUAGUAGCAAUGAAGAAUCGCUCGAGCUGAAGCCGGCUUUAAACUUGAAGCCUACAUUAGCUUCGUGGAAUUUCGACGAUGAUGUUAUUGAAAUGGAUGAAAAACAAAAUUUCAUCCCAUACAUUAUUGAGUCCUUUAAGCCAUGGAAGAGUUUUACGCCAUUUCCAUUUAGAUUACAAGGCAACAAGCUAAUAGGUAGACAGCAGAUCGAUUGGUACGCCCUACUGCAGUCAAUUGAUGAUUUAAUACAAGAGUCGAACAACUUGGUGGAUAAGCUGGAGCGUGUAACGGCUCAAAAUAAGCUAUAUCACAACCGUGUGUUGAGCAAUUUGAAUGAAAUAAGAGCAUUUGAACCAACUAAGCUGGCACUUCCCUCAGAACACUGGCUGCCCAUUAUUGAGGAACAGGAAAAACAGUUGCAGCAAUUACUGGAUGGAAAAUAACGCGUAAAUAUGAUAAACUUGAAUAUUAUAACUGUUAUU
Molecule: messenger RNA, 1152 nt
Organism: Drosophila busckii
Lineage: Eukaryota; Metazoa; Arthropoda; Insecta; Diptera; Drosophilidae
Exons: 4
Source: RefSeq, a predicted model, not a curated record